Salvia splendens (bonfire salvia) is the source of this 2101-nucleotide messenger RNA. RefSeq names its product eugenol synthase 1. The record is from RefSeq and is a predicted model, not a curated record. NCBI's taxonomy places the organism in Eukaryota, Viridiplantae, Streptophyta, Magnoliopsida, Lamiales, Lamiaceae. The transcript is spliced from 2 exons. The coding region runs from base 1326 to 2099 and encodes 257 amino acids.
UUCAAAAAAAAAAUAAAGAAAUGGGGGAGAAGAGCAAGAUUCUGAUCAUCGGGGGCACAGAGUAUAUCGGUAAAUUCAUAGUAGCCGCGAGUACGAAAUCUGGGCAUCCCACAUUUGCUUUGUUGAGAGAAGCUACAAUUGAUGACCCUGCUAAAUCACAACUCAUUCAAGACUUCCGAAAUUCUGGAGUCACUAUACUCAAAGGUGAUUUGAAGGAGCAUGAGAGCUUAGUGAAGGCCUUAAAGCAGGUGGUUGUGGUUAUAUCCACUGUGGGUCAGAUUCAGUUGGCUGAUCAAGUCAACAUCAUUGCUGCUAUUAAGCAAGCUGGGAAUAUUAAGGUGUGUGCCAUUCGUCAUAUUAAAAAAGGCCAUUGUUAAUUACUCCCAAAAGACACGUUUCGACUAGCUAAAUUAAUACUAAUAUAAAAGCGAGCGGAGAUAUAUUAAUUUUAUAAUAGAAUGUGAAUAUAAUGAAGUGAAAAAAAGUUAGGCUAGGCAAAAACAAUAAGCAUGGGAUUCAUUAUAUGGCGCGGUAGAUAAAUAAUUGUAUAGCCAUUGAAAAAAAUGAUAUAAUGGCAGAGAGAUUGGAGUUGGGAAAUUCAGUGGAGCCGGCAAAAUCGGCAUGGUCGGUGUCACUGUUUUCAAAUGUACAUGAACGGAAUGGUAGAUUAAUCAAGGACCAACGAGUGCAUAACUACUUCCAUAUAGUUAAAUAAAUGUAAACCAACUUAAACAUUCAUUACUAAAUUUGCAAGAGCGGUCACCUGCUUUCCCCAGCUGAAUGGGAGAUAUCCGUACAUUGUGAGGAAGAAAAGGAAAAAAACCAGUAAAAGAACAAAAUGGGCCAGAACACCGAGACGUCGAACAUGGAGAAGAAGGUUGAGAGGAACGCAACACAAAAAGCUUUUGUGAUUGCAUAACUGAAAAGAUUAUGACAAAAUCACAUAAUUAUAAGUGUUUUCAUUGCCAAUACAAAGGGAAACUAUGUAAGCAUUUUCCAGAUCCACAAUUAUUGGGCUUUCAGAUCUCUUUCUCUAGAGACAUUUAAAUUUCAUCAAAAUUUUAUAUCAAUUACACUGUUAAAAUACUAGGAACUCCAGAUUUCAAAACAAGACCAGAAAAUCAGAAAAAAAUUGAUGAAAUAAUUGACUAAGACCAAAAAAGGAAUCCUCUCAUGCUGAUAUGGUUAUGAAAAUGUAUAUAUUUCAACUAACAAUAUGCACAGAACAAAAUCAGAAAAGGAACCAAAUUUAACAAAAAAAUGAACUUGAGUCAUUGCUGGCCACUGUUGGGUAACGGUGGUGCACACCCAAACUCCACAUUAGUAUGAUAUUGUCCGCUUUGGGCGAAGCCCUCACGGUUUUGCUAUUGGGGGUACUCCCCAAAAGGCCUCAUACUAAUGAAGUUGGGAUAGCCCAUUUAUAUGCUUGCAACUCUUGUUCAUUCUCCGAUGUGGGAUAUGGUUUGCUUCACCACAAUUGGUCGAGCUCACGCGUCGAGCUCACACACCACAUCUUUUCUAUUUCUGAUUAUGAUAUCAAUGCCAUGAAAAAGGUUCCCUAUGCUAAUGCUAUUGGAUCUGUGAUGUAUUUGAUGGUUAGUACUAGGCCUGAUAUUGCCUAUGCUGUGUCUUGUUUGAGUAGAUACAUGUCAAAUCCUGGUCCUGUUCAUUGGGAAGCCUUGAAGUGGUUGUUAAGAUAUCUGAAACAUACUUCUAAGUAUGGAUUGUGCUAUUCCAGAUGUGAAGAUGGUGUAAAACUGACUGGUUAUGUUGAUUCUAACUAUGCUAAUGAUAGAGACAAGAGGAAGUCCACCACCUCCUAUGUCUUUACUGUUUGCAGGUCCUGCAUAAGUUGGAAAUCACAGCUGCAACAUAUUGUAGCUCUCUCUACCACUGAAUCUGAAUACAUUGCCAUUACAGAGGCAAUGAAGGAGGCUGUAUGGCUAAAGGGAGUGCUCUCUGAACUCAAUUUUGUGAAAACUCCUCCUGUUUUGUUUUCAGAUUCUCAGUCUGCCAUUCAACUGUGUAAAAAUCCAGUCUUCCAUGAUAGGACUAAGCACAUUGAUGUAAGGUUUCAUUACAUCGGAGAUAUUGUAUAAAA